CGAGUCUUAUCAGAGACAGUGAACGAUAAAUAAUGAACAAAAUCAAUCGUGUUUUUUUUAUUGGAUUGCAGAAGCACACAUGAGGGUAUUAUGGAUUCACAAAUUAAAUUUGCUAGUGUACGUUAUUUCAAUGAUGAGAGCAAAAAAAUCCACAUUAUUUCUAUUGACAAAAUAAAAGAUUUUACAGUUCUGGAUAAGUAUGAAGAUCCAUAUUUUGUAAAAAGACUGAAUACUAUAACCAAUGAAGAAAGUUUGAUCGCAGCUCAAAUUAUGGAAGUAGGAACUAAUGAAGAGGACUUGAAACAUAACAAACAACGUUAUGUCUUUAAAAAAAUGCGCUACAGUGAUGCCGUACAAAAAAUAUUAGAUAAAAAAGAAAUAUUAGAAAAAGAAAAUCCAGAGCCUAACGAAACUCAAAAAGAAACGGAGUUUGAUAAUGAAAGAACAUCGAAAGAAGGUGAUGAAAAUAUAAUCAAAGAGAAGUUGAAAGCUUCAAAUCGUGACGAUAUAAUAUUUGAAAGGAACCGUGAAAAACUUUUUGAUAUUCCAAUUGCUCUAGAAAAGAAAAUUCAGUCUUUACAAGAUGAAAACAAAAAAUUACAAUUAGAAAACAAUAAUUUGAAAAAUGAUAUAUUUUUUUUGAAAGAGAAACUUCAUUCAUUGAAAACAAAAAAACAAUUAUUUCCUGAAGAAAUAAAGCGUCCGGCAUCACCCAGCAUAACCAGUACUCCAAAGAAGAUGAGAAGUGAAACAGUUAAUGUUCCCUUACAAGAUGCUGUUUUCAGUGAACCUAGUACUUCUCAACUAAGGAGUGAGCAAUCUUUAUUGCAAGAUGACUUUUGUAUUAAAGUUUUAGCAAAAAACAAUAAAACAACUCAAAAAGCAAAGAGUAAUAAAAAAAAACAAAGAAAGAAAGCAAAAAAAAUAAAAAGUCAAAGAAAGAUAAAAGAAAAAAAUAAGAAUAAAGGAAGUGACCUGGAUUACGAUUCUGAUCAAUAUAUUGGAUUAACAGAUAAAGAGAAUAUGACUACUUGGAACGACGAAGUAAGCGGAACAACUAUUAAAAUGAUGCACUUGAGGUACGGUAUCUCAAUACCGUAUAUAACAUGGAAAGAAAUAAAGAAGUUGAAAAGACCUUCUUUAUUUGUUAGACAAUUGAGCCGAGCACUUUGGGGAGUGCACAAAUUGAUGAAUAGAGCUGUGUUGUUGGAAAGAAGUAAAAAUAGAUUGCCCAACCGAUCCCCAAGAAAGCCACUAACACCGGUAAAAAAAGCUGUUUUAAAAAAAUGCUAUUCAGCUUUUAUCGAAAUGCACCACAAGAAAGAAAAAAAACAACUGAUAAAUAAAUGGAGACGUUACUUGAGCAUCUACAUAAAUUUUCUUAUUGAAACAGAAAUAAAAGAAGAAAAACAAAGAAAAAGUAUUUAGCACAUCAUCCAACUCA
This is a messenger RNA of Linepithema humile (Argentine ant), 1444 nucleotides long. The record is from RefSeq and is a predicted model, not a curated record. NCBI's taxonomy places the organism in Eukaryota, Metazoa, Arthropoda, Insecta, Hymenoptera, Formicidae.